UUAUUAAAAAUCAUUUGUAUAAUUUUAUCUCGGGCGGGUGGUUGUCUGUUGUCUUCGUCUUGUCGUUGUCGUUGUAGAUUCGAUUCGAUUGUUGCUGUGACUCUUUCAUGGUUUUGAAGUAACGAAAACAAGAACAAACCAAAAUUACAUAAUUUUUAAUUGAAAUUCGAUUUUCGUGGGUCGUAGUGACUGCGCGCGGUCGAUUACUACUUUGUAUCCAAAGAAAACGAAAGGUUUUCGCGAAAAGGACGUGCUUUUUUUGUGCACUGCCGUCCCUCAGACUUAGUUUCACUCCAGCCAGCAAGUGAAGAAGAGGAAUUUCCUUGGGUUUCUGAAAAAACAACACAAAACGAUUCCAGAAUCUCUACAACCAUGAGAAAUCAAUCGCAUAUCAUCCCAAUUGCCGUUGGCAUUGCAUCAGUUAUUGCUGGAGCGGUCUUAGUACACUAUUUUAUAAAUAAACAAUCAAAAAAAUCUGGAAAAUCAAAACCCAACAAAUCGGCUCGCCUUAAGACUCUACAAGAUCCCAAUGACAAAUAUCUCCUGCCAUUAAUCGAAAUAGAAAAACUAAGUCAUGAUACACGCAGAUUCCGUUUUGGCCUGCCUUCAAAUCAACAUAUCCUUGGGCUACCUGUGGGACAACAUAUUCAUUUGAUAUCAACAAUUAACGAUGAACUGGUCAUAAGGCCCUAUACACCGAUAUCGUGCGAUGAUGAUCAGGGUUACGUUGAUUUAGUUGUUAAGGUUUAUUUCAAAGACAUCCAUCCAAAGUUCCCCGAUGGCGGAAAGAUGACACAGUACUUGGAAUCAAUGAAAAUUGGCGAUAAAAUUGCUUUCCGAGGACCAUCUGGUCGAUUGCAGUAUUUGGGUAGUGGGGAAUUUUCUAUUAAAAAACUCCGCAAGGAUCCACCAAAGACUGUCCGAGCCAAGAAGGUGAACAUGAUUGCUGGUGGUACUGGAAUAACACCAAUGUUACAACUUGUAAGGGAUGUCCUGAAGAACAAAGACAAAGACUCCACAGAGCUGUCACUUUUAUUUGCCAAUCAGACUGAGAAGGAUAUUCUCUUGCGCCCUGAACUUGACAAAUUGGCACAGGAGCACCCAGAUCAAUUCAAAGUGUGGUACACUGUUGACAGAGCCGCUGAAGGCUGGAACUUCAGCGUAGGUUUUAUCAGUGAAGAUAUGAUAAAAGCACAUCUCUUCCCAGCUGAUGAAAACACAUUAGUGCUUAUGUGUGGACCACCUCCAAUGAUUAAUUUUGCUUGCAAUCCAGCAUUGGAUAAACUAGGAUAUCAUCCAGAUCAAAGAUUUGCUUACUAAAAAAUUUUCAAAAAAAAAAAAAAUGUAAGAUAAAAUAUUCAAGUCAUAGAAAAUUAAACAAACAAAAUAUUUUUCUCUACGGGAAAGAUUAAAUAUUAAUGUAUGUAUGUUAAUGGUAAAUCAAAAACAAACAUUUAAUUUCAAAAAAGGCAUUAAAUCUCUUAUUAAAUAAGAAAAAUGCAGUCACAAAAACAUAACCUUAAAUCAAAAAUAUCAUAAAUAUAAUUGUAUAUUUUAGGCAAAACAAAAAAGAGGAAAACAAAUUUAAAUAUUUAAAACAACGAGAUGCAUUUUGUAAUGGGAAUAAAAUAAUUUGCAUUAUUUUUAGCUAACAUUUGAAUAUUACAAACAAAUAUUGUAGAUACAAAUAUGAAAAUGGAAAAUAAAACAAGAAAAUAAAACAAACUUAA
This is a messenger RNA of Eupeodes corollae, 1730 nucleotides long. Its product is annotated as NADH-cytochrome b5 reductase 3. The record is from RefSeq and is a predicted model, not a curated record. Lineage: Eukaryota; Metazoa; Arthropoda; Insecta; Diptera; Syrphidae. The transcript has 4 exons. The coding region runs from base 373 to 1320 and encodes 315 amino acids. Gene Ontology annotation, cellular component: mitochondrion. Gene Ontology annotation, molecular function: oxidoreductase activity; FAD binding.